UGCAUUGCAUUGCAUGUGUUUCCCCAGACCCUGCAUUCACUAUAUCUGGUCUCCCCAGACCCUGCAUUCACUAUAUCUGGUCUCCCCAGACUCUGCAUUCACUAUAUCUGGUCUCCCGCAGUACACACAGCAUGGAAUUGCAGUUAUUUUAGUAACUAUAAACUGCUAAAUACCUUUUCUCAUCAGCAGUUAGAGCAGUCUUGUGACUUCAGCAGAGCAAUGGUUAAAGCUUAUAGGAGGAGUUUUCUUUCUCC
Staurois parvus is the source of this 254-nucleotide messenger RNA. The record is from the annotation of a GenBank genome assembly. Lineage: Eukaryota; Metazoa; Chordata; Amphibia; Anura; Ranidae.